UGAUUCUGAGGAAAUAUAUCCUACUGGAUCAAAUCGCAACAGAAGUGGUCACAGUUGUGGUCGCAGUUAUGGUCGUAGCCAUAGUCACCAUCAUGGCCGCCCAAAAUCAAAUAAUAACCAACAAAGUCAUACUGUUCAACAUAGCAAAGGCAAACGUGGUAGAAGUCGAUCUAGUCUUUAUACACUUCCUAAUUCAUCUGACUAUAAGCUGACAAAUAUUCAA
Messenger RNA from Racocetra fulgida, 223 nucleotides. The record is from the annotation of a GenBank genome assembly. Lineage: Eukaryota; Fungi; Glomeromycota; Glomeromycetes; Diversisporales; Gigasporaceae.